Messenger RNA from Dentiscutata erythropus, 120 nucleotides. Lineage: Eukaryota; Fungi; Glomeromycota; Glomeromycetes; Diversisporales; Gigasporaceae. The record is from the annotation of a GenBank genome assembly.
AUUUUGAUCAAUUAAUUCAAAUGUAUUUUGAAGAUGAAACAACUUGUCCUUUUACACAUAUUGUUUAUCAAUAUAAACAAAAUUAUAAUGUUUCUCAAGAGCGAGAUUGUCAUAUACAAG